UUUGUAAAUGUCAUUAGUUGAGAUUGCGUUGCGCGGCUGCCAUUUUGGUGAUAUUGGUUCAAUAUUAGUUCGAUACUUAUUGCUUGAAUUAUAGCAGCGAGUCAACGAAUUUCAUAGACUGUGUAACUAGCUAACUGUGGAGCUAGACAGGUUUUAGUUUCAACCAAGCUACAGCAAAAAUAUCGGUGUGACCCAGUUGAUAGUAUAUAUUCUGUACGCUACUAUGAAAAAAGCGACAAUUAUUGACCUGAAGUAAGACUCAAAGACAAAAUAUGUCUGAUAAUAAAGAAUAUGAAACUGUAACUAAUGUCCUUAUAACACUGGAAGAAAUAAAAGUGGAGAGGGAUGAAGUAGAACCAGAGAAUGAAUCUGUAGAUUAUAUAAAAGUAGAGCAGGAUGAGUGGGGUGUCAACGAGAAGGCUGCUGAUGCUGGACUGUAUGGUGGACACGAGGUCAAGCAGGAGGUGGUCGUCAAGGAAGAGCCUGUGCAGCAUAAAAUUGAAUUUGUUGGGGUCCCUCCAUAUGAAGCGGUAGGCGAGCAUCAGGCGGGGCCAAGCUUCGACGUGGCGCCAGAUUUUAAAGGAAACAAAACACAUAUAAUAAAAAAUAUCAAGAUCAAGGUUGAAAAAGGAACUUUCACUUGUGACACGUGUAAUAAAGUGUUUACAACCAAAGCUCAUUUGACCAAACAUUUUAGAAAUUACCACGGCCCUUUUUGUUGUGAUAUUUGUAGCAAAGAAUUCAAGUAUCGCUCUCACCUGUAUAGUCAUCGACGAGUACACACAGGUGAGAAUACGUACUCCUGCAAAGUAUGCGACAAAAAGUUUACAUUGUUAUCGCAAACGAUUAGACAUGAGCGCAUCCACGAGGACAUAAAACCGCACACUUGUGAAAUCUGUAAAAAGCAAUUCAGACAAUCAGCACAGCUGUAUAUCCAUGCGCUAAUUCACAAAGGUGAGACAGCAAAACGGUUUUCCUGCAAAGACUGCCCGAUGAAAUUCACGCACAAAUACAAAUUGGUCCGCCACGAGCGCGUCCACACAGGUGAGAAACCAUACGAAUGCACUGUAUGUUACAAGCGGUUUACGCAAAAUGUUCUGCUCGGUCACCAUAUGCGAGUUCACACGGGUGAUAAUCCGUUCACCUGUGAAAUAUGCGAUAAGAAUUUUCUGUCAAAACACGAUUUAUUGAGACACAAAAACACUCACACGGGAAGCAAGCCUUAUCAAUGUGAUAUAUGUGAAAAAGGUUUUACUCAAAGAGUUCAUUUGAAUGUGCACAAACUAAAUCACACUGGGGAGAAGCGUUACCAGUGCGACGUCUGCCAAAAGUGUUUUCCGUCUUCAAAUGGUCUUAAUAGACACCUUCGCACACACAGCGACUCUGACGAGAAGCCGUACCGCUGCGAAGUAUGCGAUAAACAAUUUAAGGAGAAAGCACAUCUGACUGCCCAUUCGCUUAUCCACAAAGGAGAUGAAGCCAAACGAUUUUAUUGCGAACAAUGUCCAGCGAAAUUUAAUUACAAAUACAAAUUGGUUGCUCACGAACGUGUUCAUUUAAGUGUUAAAGAGUUUUCUUGUAAAAUGUGUAAAGAGAUGUUUACAGAAAAAUACCAGCUUGACAACCACAUAAUGGUAAAGCACCCAGAGAAAAUUUCAACACCAAAGGUUUUUCCAUGCGAAAUAUGCGACAAGUAUUUUGCGUCAAACAUAGACUUGGAAAGACACAAACGUAGCCACACAGGCAUUAGACCGUUUUCAUGCGAAUUUUGUGAAAAGAGUUUUCUCCAAAUAGCUCAUUUAUCGUCACAUAAACUCACGCACAGCGGGGAGAAGCCCUACACGUGCGACAUAUGCAACAAGCAAUUUGCAGUUAAAGGUUACUUGAGUAAGCACAAACGAAUUCAUACUGGUGAAGUGUCGUAUUCAUGUAAUUUGUGCGAUAAAGUGUUUAGACAUAAAGGUAGACUGGAACAGCACUUAAAAAAGCAUGCUCAGGAAGCUGAACCAUCUUAAACCGAUACAUAUAGGAGACACUAUAUACUUGUACCUAUAUAAAUUCAUAUUAUAGGAUGGGACAAUAUUAUACAAACGUAUUACUUAUUUAUUUUAACUUUAUUGUAUAUAAAAAAUACAACAGGAGAACUUAAUGUCUCUAAGUAUUUUCUACCAGUCGCCUAUGGUCAAACAGAAAUACGUCAAGGUGGGUGUAGUGAGAAAAAAGUAGGUAUCUAAGUUAUAAGGGAAAUUUACUUACUACAUAAAUAUUAUAACAAAUGUACCAAACCCCACGGUAAGCUUAAUAUGCGGUGUCGUGUUGUGGGCACAACUAUGUAUAAAAUAGCUCAUCACAUACAUAAAUGCUCUUACCGGAAAUCGUAGCCAGGAUCAUCGGUCUCAUAGGCAGCUAGACCAAAAGUUCGUCUUCUUCGUCGUUCCCUCAUGCCUAAGGAUCGCGACCAACAACUAUCUCCCUCCAUUUAAUGCGAUCAAGGGCUAUGUGGGCUGCCCUCUGCAUGGAACCACAUGCUUGUCUAAUGGCAUCCGAUCAUCUCGCAGGGGCUCUUCCUCUAGCGCGCUUGCUUUCAACUUGACCCCAUAUGAUGUCAAGUUCGAGGCUGUGGUGGUUGCAUUAUGUGCCCAAAGAAUCUGAGAGCCCUCUCAGAGAGGGAGUUCGUCAGAAUACCAAAAAACAUAUGUAUACUUUUCGUUACUGCCUGCAACAUACCUAAAUAUGCGACGCACGUAGUUAUAUAAAUAACAUGUAAGCAAUAGCCUAAAAAUAAGUUAUGUUUAGAGUCACCCGCUCCCUAUAUACUUGUAAAUCAAGAAUAUAAUACACACACAUCUUCGGCAA
Molecule: messenger RNA, 2856 nt
Organism: Cydia pomonella (codling moth)
Lineage: Eukaryota; Metazoa; Arthropoda; Insecta; Lepidoptera; Tortricidae
Product: zinc finger protein OZF-like
Exons: 2
Coding region: 273-2015 (580 amino acids)
Biological process (GO): regulation of transcription by RNA polymerase II
Cellular component (GO): nucleus
Molecular function (GO): DNA-binding transcription factor activity, RNA polymerase II-specific; RNA polymerase II cis-regulatory region sequence-specific DNA binding
Source: RefSeq, a predicted model, not a curated record